AAUUAUUAAAUUUUAACUCUUUCCAAUCAACAAAAUCUAGUAUUCUCAUUUCCAUUUCAAUUUCCAUUUCAAUUUCCAUUGUCACUAUCAUUCACACUAUCAUUAACACUAUCAUUAUUAUUAUUAUCGUUAUACUAAUAACAAUAACAAUAGAAUUUUAUCUUAUUUUGCUCGGCCUAAUAUCGUUUAUUCCUACUGAUAUUAUAUAAUAAAAUAAAAUAAAAUUCUACUAAGAUUUUAUUAAGAUUUUAUUAAGAUUUCACCAAGAUUUCAACGUUUGGCUUCAAUCAAGUAUAUUAUGAUACAUGCCAUUACUAAAAUAUAACCAAAUACUAUAAUUUACUACAAUUGCAACUCUCUGUUUCCACUCUGACCCAAAAUGAACAACCACCUCCAAUCUAUUCCUGAUUACAACAAUCAUCCAUCUCAAGCUAUUCCUUCCAACAGCAAUGCCUCUGUAAACUCAACUCCAAACAACUUGUCUAAUCAUUUAAACAUCAACACCUCCACCUCCACCUCCACCACCUCCACCAACACCACAAAUAAUAACAAUAAUAAUAAUAAUAAUAACGCCAACAACGCUAACAACAACUCCCACUUGAACGAAAUCUUCAACUACCCUUCCACUUCCUCCUUUGCUGAUGCUAUCAACGAGCUCAAAAAACUACUCACCAUAAAGUUCUCCAACACUACCAACACCCACAACUUGACAGCUUCUUCCACUCGACAUGAUCAGAUCCUAUUAUCCAGAAUGUUUCGUCUAAUUGAGGGCCUCCUUCUAAAAUACAACACUGAUGUCCAACACCCCAACAGCUCCAACAGCCUCGUUACCAACCACAACCAGGCCCACAUCUACUCUCAACCAACUCCUCCCUCUUCUCGUUUCCCCCAACCAAGCACCUCUUCUUCUCCCCCUUUAUCUUCUUUACCUUCAAACCACCAAUCCUCCUCGGUUUUGAUCUCUCAUUCCCAUAUAAACCAACAACAACCUCAACCACAGGCCCAGGCUCAAGCCCAACAGCCCCAAACACAAUAUCAGUCGCUGCAACCUCAACCACAACCUCAUUCCCAGCCUCUGCAAUCCCAAUCUCAAUCUUCCCAAUCUUCUCAAUCACAGUCUCAACCUUCCCAAUCCCUCAUUUUCAACCAAUUGCCCAGCGAUAUAACCUCAAACAACAACCUAUCCAUCUACUCAAAUAACAACCCUGAUGCAAACAACUUGGCCAGAACUUCCAACAGAUCCUCAAAUCUUAAAAAGAGAAAACUAUUCAGUGGCUACAAAUGUCUAGCCUGUGCUUCAAACUUCGAUGAUAAAGCUGAGUUGAACGACCAUUAUGAAGAAACUCAUAAAACAUCCGAUGGUAAAAAUUUCAAAUGCCAUUUUUGCCAAAAAAUUUAUAAAGAUAAAUAUUAUUUAGGUCAACAUAUCAGAGAUAAUCAUUCAAAAAUCAUGAAAGUCGAAUUCAAAUGCUCUGCUUGUCACUGUGUUUUUGAGAGCAAAUAUUUGUCAAAUCAACAUUACAAAGACACCCAUUUUGUCAACAAUAAAGGUUACAAAUGCUCCUAUUGCAAUAAAAUCUAUAAAGAUAAAUACUAUCUAAGUUUACAUUAUAGAGAUCUUCACACUGUAAAUGACCAACCAAAUAAUAAUAACGAUAAUAAUAAUAAUAUUAAUAAUAAUAGCAAUAAUAACAAUAAUAACAAUAAUAACAACAAUAUUAACAACAAUAACAACAAUAAUAACAAUAACAAUAACAAUAUGAAUAAUAACAAUAACGAAAAUAAUGAUAAUAUUAAUAACAUCAAUAAUAUUAACAGUAUCAAUAAUAAUACUUCUGAUAAUAACAACAAUAUAAGUCAACAUUCGGUUGUCAAUAAUACUAACUCUACUGCCACUAAUAUCAAUAACAAUUUUAAUAAUAAUAAUCUCAACACUACCCUUAGUAACAAUCUCAACAACAGUCUUAACAGUCUUAAUAACAGCCUUAAUAUUACACAUAACCACAACCACAACCACAAUCGUCUCAGUCAUAGCCAGGACUCUACUAUUGACAUAAAUUCUAAUAUGAACUCAAAUUUGACACAUAAUAUCAAUGCAAACUUGCUGAUGAACCCAGCUUUGCAAUACAAAUGCGAAGGUUGUUAUAGAUAUUUUCAAUGGGAAAAUCAAUUAAAUGAACAUUACACUACUUGUGCUGGUUUAAACAAUCAUAUGGAAAAUCUUAAUAGAAGUCAUAACCACAGCUAUAACUCAAAUGCCAAUUCAAAUCAUAACAAUCACAAUAUUAAUCAUUUAAAUUCUCAUCCACAUAAUAAUCAAAAUACUAACCCAAAUGUCUCUCAACAACAACAACAACAGCAAAUCCACAUAACAAACAAUAUUCAAAACCAGGGCAUCCCCAUUAACAGCCUUAGUGCAUCAAAUCAAUUGAGUGGAUUGCAACAAUCAGGAAAUUUAAAUAGUAUUCAAAACAAUCAAUUAAAUAUGAAUAAUUCAAUGAUAUGAUGUCACAAGAUUUGAUAUAUUACAAUAUUAUAGUAUUUUAACUGGAAUUUCG
This is a messenger RNA of Ascoidea rubescens DSM 1968, 2558 nucleotides long. RefSeq lists its product as uncharacterized. Gene Ontology annotation, molecular function: DNA-binding transcription factor activity, RNA polymerase II-specific; RNA polymerase II cis-regulatory region sequence-specific DNA binding. Gene Ontology annotation, biological process: regulation of DNA-templated transcription. The transcript has a single exon. Lineage: Eukaryota; Fungi; Ascomycota; Saccharomycetes; Ascoideales; Ascoideaceae. The record is from RefSeq and is a predicted model, not a curated record. The coding region runs from base 380 to 2506 and encodes 708 amino acids.